Messenger RNA from Yamadazyma tenuis ATCC 10573, 2895 nucleotides. The record is from RefSeq and is a predicted model, not a curated record. NCBI's taxonomy places the organism in Eukaryota, Fungi, Ascomycota, Pichiomycetes, Serinales, Debaryomycetaceae.
AUGGUUUGGAUCGAUUCGUUAGAACUCCUGUCCCCGUUGGCCACCAGCGAGGAAGUUUUGGAGAUCAUUGACAUGCGCUACACGUCGUUCAUUGCAAUUCUCACUCCCAAAUCCAUUAUAAUUGUUCACGAAUCAACACUUCUCCCACUCGCGAUCCACACCCGAACUCAAGAAUCUAUUGAACAACAUGGCUCCAACAAGCGGGUCAAGACCAAGAACCUCAAUCUAGGGGUUAAGAUGUCGCGGUUGAACAUCUUCAACUUGUUUCUCGUCACCAGCCAAGACUAUCUCCUUAUAUAUCAGGUUCAUAUUGAUCCCACUAAAUCGGUCUUCGAAGUAUCUGAUAAUGAUAACAUCACUCUCCAGAAACUUUUGCCUGUCAACUCCAAUUCGGAGCGGUUCAGCUUUACGAAGAUGUUGAACCUGGUGACCCGUUCGUUGGGUUCUAACCAUAUCAAUCUUCAAAAUCUUGAAAGUUUCAACAUUCCGGUGGACGAGCUUGCCAAUUUUAGUAUUGAGUACGUGAGACUCUCCGUGUUCAAGACUAUUAAAAUAGGAAUUGGAAUCUCGAAGUUCUGGUUGAAGUCCAACAGCCACAAUCUCUUUGUAUAUAGAGACAAUUUGAUUCAGGUCAUCAACAUCAAGACUUUGAACAACGAGAUUUGCAACUUCAUUGAGUUCAGCUGGUUUGACUCCCAAACUAAGGAUAUUUGGUAUAAUUACAGCUUCAAUUACUUUAUCAUUGCUGACAUUCUGAAUGAGCUAUGGUUCAUGAAUGUUGGUGAGAAUGAAUUGAACCCAGAAGGACACAAGUUGGGUUUAAACUUGGAGAUUAACGACUUGAAGUUUAACCCUGUCUACGAGGUGGUUCUUAUCAAAUAUAGAACCCGUGAUGGUGAUACACGCUUGGGUUUGUUUAGACUUGAUGGGUGCUUGAGGAAAGCCACCGAUAUCCAGAUCUCCGAUUGGACAGACUUCCGUUUCCAAUGGUCAAACGACGGAGAGUUCUUUAUUGUUUUGGAUAACAAGGGACGUUGGUUCAUUUCUUCCAAGUUUGGGAAUAUCACCACUGACACUGAGAUUCUUUCAAAUGAAAUCAACGAAAACUAUCUUUCUGCUACUCAGCUUUUGAUCUCUUCAAACGAUAACUCGGUGUUGUUAAUCAAAGAUGACCAAAUCCAUAAAGUCAAUUUGGUCAGACUCCUUAGUCAACAAGACUUGAUAAUCACGUCCCCUCAUUAUUUUUCGCUAGUCGAGUCCAAUAAGUUGAGGAACAAGCUACUCAAGUAUCCGUUAUUAUCACACUUCAAAUAUUCUGGUCUUGCCAGCUCAAGCAAGGCUAAAUUAAAGGUGUCGAAAAACUAUGUGAACCAGUUUAUAAUCUCUUGUGGAGACAAGUUAUCGGUUUCAAAUAGAUACAAGAAUGCUGAAGGUGACUAUAAUCAUCUUAUUUGGUUCAAUUUCAAAAAUUACUUUGUGGAAACCCUCAACAUCACCAACCACGUCAGUUUCAAGCAGUUUUUGAUCUUAAUCAACAGAGCUACUAAGGAUUAUGGAGGCAAAGACAAGUUGGUAGAUGAGUUGGUCAUAAUCAACUUGAAGGAUUCAGGUUUUGCUCAAGGUGGGCUGCCAUUUCCAUUUGAUUCAGACUUGUUCAUCUGGAGGCACGCUUUGGAGACGAUUUUGACAUUUGAGUUGGUAGACAACAAGUUGAUUAUUUUGGACUCUCAGUACAAGUUAUUUAUCUUUGAGUUGUUUGAUGGGUAUACCAAUGCAAGUGGUAACUAUUAUGACUUUUACAUGAAACAGAGCAAGACGAUCGAUUUUACGAAUAUGAAAGAUAAACUUGCCUUGAGCAAGAUCACCAAGAUCCAGAUGAUAGACAACUUAAACUUCUUGAUUCUCCUCAACAAUGGAGAGUUUUAUAUUCUCAAAAACCAGUCUAAUAAGAUCCUUCUCACCAGUUACUUUCAACUUAUUCAGGUACAAAGCUGUAUUGAAGAGUUUCGUAUCAAUGACAUCACCAUCAAUGAAGAGAUGAUCAAGUAUAUAUACUUGUUCAAAGGCAACCAACUCCUCAUAUACAACUUGACUCAUCUUAUAGACUUGAUUUUUGAACCGGUCGACUUGAAUCCACACGAUGGUUUGGAUGAAGAAGAAGUCACCAGUCAAAUGAAGUUGAUCAAGCCAAUAACCAUUGAACUUGAAAACUUUCAACCUUUGAAGAUCCACAAAACCUUGGACUCCAUCAACUUGAUUGGGCUCCAGGACUUGAUCCUUAAUGAUAGCUUCAUCAGGGUUAAGCUCAAUACCAAGUUGAUUCUCAAUAACUUGGUGGAAUUCGAUCUUCUCAACGCUACAGAAGUCAGGAUGAUCCACACAAAGUUUUCCAGCUUCAGCCAGUAUACCUACUGUCUCGAGCUUCUUCUUUUCGACUAUCUCACUAAAGAAAACCCCCUUAUUCACUCCUUGCUCGAUCUCAUUAAGCUCGCCGAUAACUACGAGCUGAUAUUCAUCAACUGUCUCCGGAAAAUAGAGUUCAAGUACUGGUCCAACUUUUUCAGAAUCCUCAAGACUGACCCGUUCAACUUGAUGAACAAGUUAUUGGACUCCAAUAAUGUCCAGCUUGGCUACAAUUUCUUGAUUAUAUACUUGAACCUAAAGCUGGAGGAAGAAACCGAAAACUCAUCGGGUUAUCUCGACAGCAACGACGAAAAAAUCAUAUUGAGCUUGAUUGAGAGGCUAGUUAACAUGUGUUACUGGGAUUGGUGCUUCGAAUUGUGUCGGUUCAUAAAGUUGUUGGAUCCAUCCAGCAGACUCUUGAUUCGCAUUAGAGAUACGGUUGGCAACAAGUCGUCGCACGCAGCACAACUUGAAAGUUCGCGCAAAUUUUAA